AUGCUGUCCACGAGAGCGGCGCCCAAGAAGGCCGUCGGCCUCUCACGGACCGCCGUGAGAGGCCUGGCAACUGUCCAGGACGGCGCCCCGAAGCGAACGUACGGCGGUCUCCGAGACCAAGAUCGCAUCUUUCAGAAUCUGUACGGACGAUACCCCGUCGACCUCAAGAGCGCGAAGCGGAUGGGCGACUGGCACAAGACCAAGGAGAUCAUCCUCAAGGGUCACGAUUGGAUCAUUGGCGAGGUCAAGGCCUCUGGUCUGCGAGGACGAGGUGGUGCUGGUUUCCCCUCGGGUCUGAAAUGGUCUUUCAUGAACUUCAAGGACUGGGACAAGGACAACAAGCCCCGUUACCUCGUCGUCAACGCCGAUGAGGGUGAGCCCGGAACUUGCAAGGACCGCGAGAUCAUGCGAAAGGACCCACACAAGCUCGUCGAGGGAUGCCUCAUUGCCGGCCGAGCCAUGAACGCGACCGCUGCCUACAUCUACAUCCGAGGUGAAUUCGUCGAGGAGGCCGCCGUCCUCCAGCGAGCCAUCAACGAGGCCUACGCCGACGGCCUCAUUGGCAAGAACGCCUGCGGAUCCGGCUACGAUUUCGAUGUUUACAUUCACCGAGGUGCCGGAGCCUACGUCUGUGGCGAGGAGACUUCGCUCAUCGAGUCCCUCGAGGGCAAGCCCGGCAAGCCCCGUCUCAAGCCCCCGUUCCCCGCCGCCGUCGGUCUUUUCGGAUGCCCCUCCACCGUCACCAACGUCGAGACUGUCGCUGUCGCCCCUACCAUCUGCCGCCGAGGAGGAAGCUGGUUCGCCGGCUUUGGCCGUGAGCGAAACCAGGGCACCAAGCUCUACUGUAUCUCUGGUCACGUCAACAACCCCGUCACUGUUGAGGAGGAGAUGUCGAUUCCCCUGCGUGAGCUGAUUGACAAGCACUGCGGUGGUGUUCGAGGUGGAUGGGAUAACCUCUUGGCCGUCAUCCCCGGUGGUUCUUCCACUCCUGUCCUGCCCAAGCACGUCUGCGAUGACCAGCUGAUGGACUUUGACGCCCUCAAGGACAGCCAGUCUGGUCUCGGUACUGCUGCCGUUAUCGUCAUGGACAAGAGCACCGAUAUUGUCCGAGCCAUCAGCCGUCUCAGCCACUUCUACCGCCACGAGAGUUGCGGCCAGUGCACACCCUGCCGAGAGGGCAGCAAGUGGACGGAGCAGAUCAUGAGCCGAUUCGAGAAGGGCCAGGCUCGCGAGCGGGAGAUUGACAUGCUCCAGGAGCUCACCAAGCAGGUUGAGGGUCACACUAUCUGCGCUCUGGGAGAGGCUUUUGCCUGGCCCAUCCAGGGUCUUAUCCGUCACUUCCGACCCGAGUUGGAGGCCCGGAUGCAGAAGUUUGCGCAGGAGUCUGGCGGUGCUCCUCUGGCUGGUGGAUGGAGUCACGACUCAAGGGCUCAGGGAAAGCUGGUGUCUCCUGGUCAAUAA
This is a messenger RNA of Fusarium keratoplasticum, 1461 nucleotides long. Its product is annotated as NADH dehydrogenase [ubiquinone] flavoprotein 1, mitochondrial. Gene Ontology annotation, molecular function: FMN binding; NAD binding; 4 iron, 4 sulfur cluster binding. The transcript has 3 exons. NCBI's taxonomy places the organism in Eukaryota, Fungi, Ascomycota, Sordariomycetes, Hypocreales, Nectriaceae. Bases 1 to 1461 code for a protein of 486 amino acids. The record is from RefSeq and is a predicted model, not a curated record.